This is a messenger RNA of Zophobas morio, 937 nucleotides long. RefSeq lists its product as uncharacterized. Lineage: Eukaryota; Metazoa; Arthropoda; Insecta; Coleoptera; Tenebrionidae. The coding region runs from base 312 to 797 and encodes 161 amino acids. The record is from RefSeq and is a predicted model, not a curated record. The transcript is spliced from 2 exons.
UUGUUUACCUUUCGUUUGACGUUGGUGCCGGUUUGACAGCUGGCGAUUUGUUUGCCCGUAAUGACUUGUUUAAAUUCAUGAAAAUAAAUUGAAUAAGUGGCGUAAAUUGUAAUUCCUACCAUGAAAUAAUUUAUUUCAUUUAACCCCGUGACCCGGCACAGUGAACAACGAAGUGCUAGCAACAAUAACAACAUAGAAACAACAACCAGUAUUCAUAGAUAACAGUCACAAUUUCGAUCUCUGAUAAGUUAUCACAAUGUUGUGUGUGCCCGACAACCCCACCAUCUAACUCCCAUUAUAGUCGCCUUCCGAUGAACGCCCCAAGAGAUGUAACGGCGACAAACAUGUAUAGGUUAAAAGUGUACAAAGGCAUCUUUUGCUUUAUCCUUCUCUUUGACUUAGUCCUAAGCAAAACCUGCAGCACAGGCGAUCUCACUCGCCACCCCCAGUGCCACGAAACCCAACUUUGUGACGGCAGGACCGGCACCUGUCAGUGCCAACCGGGCUUUGAACCGCACAAUGACACGUUCUGCAUCAGUGUGAAUCCCCGCAGUUCGCGAGCUUCAACACCAAACACUUCUAGCCUUGUAGCGAGCCACAACAGUGGCUCGAUUGUUGCCGGAAUCCUCAUUCCAUUAUUUUUAAUACUUUUUGUGAUAUAUGCAGUGUAUGUUAGUAGAAAGUAUAAGUUAGUGACGUGGUUUAGGAGGAAGAUCCACCAAAGAAACAACAACUACGACGAAUUUAUGAUUGGACAAGAGCAGGAUCUAGAGGAUGAUGAUCCACCUCUUCGCUAAGAUGUGCCAUACAACACUUUCUCUUUACUGUUAAUGUGAAUUAGGUUCUUGAUUCCGAAUUCCACUUUGCCAUCAAUGUAUGCCUAUACCAAAGCUCUUAUAUUUGUAAUCUUAAUCAAUAAAUUAAUUUAUUACUAUUA